CUUCAUCGAACCUUGCCCGGCUCUUCGCAGACAUGAAUGCCAGCGCUCACGCAUCUCCUUUGAUAACUCUCGAAAAUAUUGCCUCUAAUCUUCAAUGCAGCAUACUCGAUGAGAGGCUGGCUUUUCAUCUAGAUGACCAAGAUGAAUUAAAGCAUCUUAGACGAUGUUUUCACAUUCCAAAGACGAUGGAUUUGCCAAAAACUGACAGCUCCCUUGUAACAGAAGACGCGGAUGGGAUAUACUUUUGCGGGAAUUCACUUGGACUCCCACCGAAGAAAGUUAAAACCUACAUAGACGAAGAACUGGACAAGUGGGCAAAAACAGGCGUCCACGGCCAUUUCAUUGGUAAACGUCCAUGGGCUUUGGGCGAUGAAUGUAUUGUGGAUCUGAUGACCAAACUUGUUGGUGCGGAAAGGGAAGAGGUGGCGUUAAUGAAUGGACUGACUGUUAAUUUGCACCUUCAACUGUUAUCUUUUUAUAAGCCUACAAAAGAUCGCCAUAAAAUCCUUCUGGAGGCAAAAGCUUUUCCGUCUGACCAUUACGCUGUUGAAUCACAGAUCCAAUUUCAUGGUCUUGACGUGGAGAAGAGCAUGCUGCUAGUUCACCCACGGGAGGGAGAAGAAACAUUAAGGACGGAGGACAUCCUUUCAGUUAUUGAAAAAGAAGGUGACUCUAUCGCCGUUAUUUUAUUCAGCGGAGUGCAGUAUUACACCGGACAGCUAUUCGAUAUUCCGAAAAUAGCCGAGGCCGGACAGAAAAAGGGAUGCUUUGUUGGCUUUGAUUUGGCACAUGCGGUUGGAAACGUUGAAUUACAGUUACAUGACUGGGGAGUAGACUUUGCCUGCUGGUGCUCUUAUAAGUACUUAAACUCUGGAUCAGGGGGUAUAGCUGGAGCCUUCAUCCACAAUAAGCACAUAUCUACCAUCAAACCAUCAUUGAUUGGCUGGUGGGGUCAUGAGUUUAAAACAAGAUUCUGCAUGGAGAACAAAUUGAAAUUAAGCCCAGGAAUAGAUGGCUUUCGACUCUCAAAUCCUCCUAUUCUUUUAGUCUGUUCUCUACACGCCAGCUUAGAGGUCUUCAAUCAAACCACCAUGAAGGACCUAAGAAGAAAGUCCAUUCUACUCACCGGAUACUUGGAAUAUUUAAUUAAACAUUAUUUCAGUGACCACGUCAACGAAAGCAAGAAACCAUAUAUCAAAAUUAUGACCCCUUCCAAUUUUGAAGAGCGAGGCUGUCAGCUGUCUCUGACCUUCAAACUGCCUGCAAAAGACGUUCUUGAAGAACUUGAAAAGAGAGGGGUUGCUUGUGACUUACGAGAACCCAACGGCAUACGAAUUGCGCCCGUACCUCUCUACAACACAUUUCAUGAUGUCUACAGAUUUAUUCACGUUCUACGAGACGCCAUUGCAGCUGUCGAAGAGGCGCCCAAACAGUAGUGACAAGGGAAUUCUACAGCCAACAUCUCACAAAACAACUAAAAAAUAUUCAACAUAACUAAAUUCUUAUAUUCGCAAAAUGUGUUUUUACUCUAAUGAGCUACGAGCAAACAAAUUUUCGAACUUUUCACCUCAUAGUAAAUCUC
Molecule: messenger RNA, 1582 nt
Organism: Spea bombifrons (plains spadefoot toad)
Lineage: Eukaryota; Metazoa; Chordata; Amphibia; Anura; Pelobatidae
Gene: KYNU
Product: kynureninase
Exons: 13
Coding region: 33-1436 (467 amino acids)
Biological process (GO): NAD+ biosynthetic process
Cellular component (GO): cytoplasm
Molecular function (GO): pyridoxal phosphate binding; kynureninase activity
Source: RefSeq, a predicted model, not a curated record